AUGGCUGAUAUCACAGCGGCUCCAGAGAUGUCUGAGGAAAGGCCUCCAAUUGCACCCACACCAGGCCCAAAGCCCCAGGAUUUACAACUUCCGGAACCCAACUCACCAGCAAAGUACAAUGAGUCAGCUGCACUUCAGAUAGUAUCGCCUGGAUUGCCCCAGUUGAGCUCAAACAUGCUGGACACCGUUAAACGAAGCAGGUCCAUUGAGGCCCAACAGAGGAACCUCAUUUUGGAACGAAUGAGAGGACUUUCUGCCCGAGAGCCGGCCUCGAUAAUACAGCAGGUUUUACCACGAUCUGCCACGGCAGCAAUGUCAGUUUUGCCGCAGCAUUCCGGAACCGGACUGACGGACGAGAUGAAUACGAGUUCCAUAGGAUCGUUUCCACAGGUCAAAGGGCUCAAGCGCAAACGAGCACCACCUCCCCUGGCAAUACCGAAUGCUCGCACUGUUUCUGGACCAGAGAUCAAAUCUGCUCCGCUCUAUUACGCACAUCCCUACCAACAAGAAUACGUUCCCCAUCCCCACGCCAGACAGCACCUGGUUCCCGUUCCCGUUCCGGGCUACAGAUACCCACCAGUGGCUCGUUUUGCUCCGCAUAGAAGACCGUUGAAACCGCGAGUAUUCUAUCUGGAUCCUCCCGUGACUACAGCGCAAAACAGAUAUCGUGUGCGUUUUCAGCAGGCGCGCGAAGCUACAGAUAUGAGUUCUGCUACGGUGGGAGAGUCGGAGGUGGUAAUGGAUGUUUUCCGGGACGAGCGUCAGACCAAGGCACCCAUGGCUGCUCAGCCGCUUUCUGCUCAAAGGGCCACUUUCGAUCUUGACGAAAAGGAAGAUGCUAGUGAAGAAGCCAACCAGUCUGGAGAAGGAUAUCAACCUGAAGAAGCUGAAGCUCCAGAAGCCACAGAGACCACUUCAGACACAGAGGAUGUGGAAUCGAAAGCGAUUGAAGACGAAGCUACCCCAGGCGGGAUCACGCGUCCUCCUCGGCAGCUCAAGGGUGAAAUCAAGAUCGACAACGAUGUUUACAUGUACGAUCUGCCGCUAACAGGCGACUUCUUGAACGAUAAGAGACGGUAUUUGAGUUUGUGCCAGACCGCUUGGGACGAGUUCGCAAAAACAAUAUGA
This is a messenger RNA of Kuraishia capsulata CBS 1993, 1128 nucleotides long. RefSeq lists its product as uncharacterized. NCBI's taxonomy places the organism in Eukaryota, Fungi, Ascomycota, Pichiomycetes, Pichiales, Pichiaceae. The record is from RefSeq and is a predicted model, not a curated record. Bases 1 to 1128 code for a protein of 375 amino acids. The transcript has a single exon.